Rotaria sp. Silwood2 is the source of this 321-nucleotide messenger RNA. The record is from the annotation of a GenBank genome assembly. Lineage: Eukaryota; Metazoa; Rotifera; Eurotatoria; Philodinida; Philodinidae.
AUGUCAGUUAGAAAAUACCUAAGUUUACCAUCAGGACAGAUUAGUUAUAUUCCGGCAACUGUUGGUCUUCAAACACCAACCUUAACACCAGGUGGUGAACAACGCUAUUUUGAAUAUCCACUAACACCACAAGGAAUUGCUGCUGCGGGUGGUCAAAUUCAUCGAGAUUCGAUAUUACAACGAAGUGGUAAUGGUAUUGAUUUCUUUCAAGCAGAUGCACUUGCAGCACAAUAUUUACAACCAACAAGCCCAUCACCUGGUUUACCUAUCGCUACUUCAUUAUUAACAUCACCUUAUGCUAAUGGAUUUCAUGGUCAUUAA